Messenger RNA from Carassius gibelio (silver crucian carp), 1769 nucleotides. RefSeq lists its product as uncharacterized. Bases 150 to 1100 code for a protein of 316 amino acids. The transcript has a single exon. Lineage: Eukaryota; Metazoa; Chordata; Actinopteri; Cypriniformes; Cyprinidae. The record is from RefSeq and is a predicted model, not a curated record.
CUCCAAGUGUUGCAAAUGACUCCCUCUAGCAUCAAGUCUGAGAGGGGGCCUAUCAAGUGGCCCGCAUCUAACAUGACCUCAUUGUGGAACCAGUUUGAUAGUGAUGCAGCACUCUGAUAAACCCUCCUGGGCCAAGUGUGCAAUUCCACAUGUCAGAGCUGCAGCUGAAGGAGGUUCGAGAGGUUGUCAGGAAAGCGCGAGCUAGUUCCGCUCCAGGACCAAGCGGCACUUCAUACAAAGUGUACAAUAACUGUCCUAAACUCCUGCUGCGCCUGUGGAAAAUCCUGCGUGUUAUCUGGAUGAGGGGCAGGAUCCCUGAACAGUGGAGAGUUGCGGAAGGGGUCUGGAUUCCGAAGGAGGAGAACUCCAAGAAGAUAGACCAGUUCCACAUUAUCUCCCUGUUGUGUAUUGAAGUUAAGAUCUUCUUCAGUGCAGUCUCCAACAGGCUGACCACCUUCCUAUCAAAGAAUAAGUUUAUUGACACAUCAGUCCAGAUGGGUGGAAUUUCAGGAAUGUCUGGGUGUUUGGAACACACAGGAGUGGUAACACAGCUCAUCAGAGAGGCUAGAGAGAACAAGGGCAAUCUGACAGUGCUGUGGCUCGAUCUGGCUAUCGCAUAUAGCUCAAUACCACACAAGCUAGUGCAGCUCACCCUCACAAAACAUCAUGUCCCGUGCAGAGUCAGAGACCUCAUCGCUGAUUACUACAAUAAUUUCAGGAUGAGAACUUCUUCAGGAGCAGUGACAUCAGGCUGGCACAAAGUAAAAAUCGGAAUCAUCUCGGGAUGCACCAUCUCUGUAGUUCUGUUCUCCCUGGCCAUGAAUAUGCUCAUAAAGUCUGCUGAACCAGAGUGCAAAAGGCCCAAGAAGGAGUCAGCUCUUCGCCAGUCACCGAUCACAGAAUUUAUGGAUGACCUCACGGUCACCACAGAAUCAGUCCCAGACUGCUGGUGGAUUGUUAAGGGUCUCGAAAAACUAAUGGAGUGGGCACGGAUGCAUUUUAAACCAGCCAAGUCAAGAUCAAUGGUGCUGAGAAGAGGAAAGGUGGAUGAUAAUUUCCGGUUUAGUGUAGUCUGUCAAGUGCUUAGGCAAGGUGUUUGACAGCACCUUGAGGGACUCCGCACCCAUCCAGUCAACCUGGACUGAGCUGGACAGAUGGCUAAAGACAGUGGAUCAGUCUGGAAUGCAAGGGAAGUUCAAAGCUUGGCUGUACCAACAUGGCAUUCUUCCCAGAAUCCUGUGGCCACUACUUGCCUAUGAAGUGCCAGUCUCGACCAUGGAAACCUUAGAGAGGAAGGUCAGUAGCCACUUCAGAAGAUGGCUGGGGCUUCCAAAAAAGUCUAAGUUGCAUCGCACUCUAAGGGCACCGCAAAACAAACUGCAACUGCCGCUUAAGUCCUUGGAAGAAGAUUUAAAGGUUCCAAAACCUAGGGAAUUGUUGCUAUAUAGAGACUCUAGUGACCCAAAAGUAGCAAAAGCUGGGAUUGAAGUGAGGACUGGUCCAAGGUGGAAGACUGAGGAGGCUGUUCAACAAGCAGAGGCAAGAUUACACUAGAGGCUGGUGGGGGUGGUAACAAGAGGCAGGGCUGGACUGGGUUCCUUUUCAACUCCCCACACUGACACCAUCAAAGGGAAGGAUAAGCACUGCCUAGUCCAGGAGGAGGUGAGAGCAGUGGUUGAGGAAGAGAGAACCUGCAGGACAGUAAGAAUGAGGCAACAGGGUGCCUGGACAUGAUCGGAGAAUGGGAUCUAGAGGAAAGUGACAUGGGC